Messenger RNA from Sorghum bicolor (sorghum), 1245 nucleotides. RefSeq lists its product as uncharacterized. The transcript is spliced from 5 exons. NCBI's taxonomy places the organism in Eukaryota, Viridiplantae, Streptophyta, Magnoliopsida, Poales, Poaceae. The coding region runs from base 1 to 1245 and encodes 414 amino acids. The record is from RefSeq and is a predicted model, not a curated record.
AUGUUUCGCCCAGCCAGUGCGCGUCUACCAGCGACGUGCCCGGCUGGCGCCGCUGCCUCCGGCGGCGCCGGUGGCCCCCUCCUCGCCGGGGUCACUUGCGCCACCGGCGACACCGACCCCGCCGCCGAGGCACCCAGCUUCUCGGGCCGCGACGCCGGUCUGGACGUCAAGAAUGCCUUCCUACAUGGCGUUCUUACUGAGAUAGUCUACUGCAGUCAGUCGGCGGGGUUUGUUGACUCUUCUUGUCCUGACAUGGUGUGUCGGCUCAAAAAGUCUCUCUACGGCCUCAAGCAGGCCCCCCGGGCGUGGAACCAUCGGUUUGCUGCUUUUCUGCUGACUCUGGGGUUUGUGGAGGCCAAGUCAGAUACCUCUUUGUUCAUCUAUCACUAUGGGGCUGAGACUGUAUAUCUGCUGCUAUAUGUUGAAGACAUUGUCCUCACAGCCUCCACUGAGUCACUCCUUCGGUGGAUCAUCGCCUCUCUUCAGCAGGAGUUUGCUAUGAAGGAUCUGGGUGCACUACAUCACUUCCUCGGGGUCACUGUUGAGCCUCACCCUGCUGGAUUACUCCUUAACCAGCGGCAGUACACUCUUGACAUCCUGGAGAGAGCUGGGAUGACUGACUGCAAGCCCUGCUCCACUCCAGUUGACACACAGGGCAAGAUCUCGGAGGCUGAGGGUACACCAGUGACAGAUCCCACUGCAUAUCGGAGUCUUGCCGAGGCACUUCAGUAUCUCACCUUCAUCCGGCCGGAUAUCACCUAUGCAGUUCAGCAGAUCUGUCUUCAUAUGCAUGAUCCCCGGGAGCCACACCUCACCGCUCUCAAGCGGAUCCUACGCUACCUCCGCGGCACCGUCGACUUCGGUCUCCUCCUCCACCGACGGUCGUCCUCCACCGAGCUCGUCGUCUACACUGACGUCGACUGGGCCGUGUCGACGAAAGCCGGGUGUCCGGACACCCGCCGCUCCACCUCCGGCUACGCCGUCUUCCUAGGCGGCAACCUGGUGUCUUGGUCGUCCAAGCGCCAACCGGUCGUCUCCCGCUUCAGUGCCGAGGCGGAGUACCACGUUGUCGCCAACGGCGUGGCUGAGGCUUUCUGGCUCCGGCAGCUCCUCGCCGAGCUCCACAGCCAUCUCUCCCGGAGCACGCUGGUCUACUGCGACAACAAGCGCAAGGUUGAAAAUGCAAAUCACAGUAAAGAAACAAAGAGCAUUGACGCGGAGAAAGCAGAGGAAGUGGUCAAAUAA